Messenger RNA from Cariama cristata (Red-legged seriema), 564 nucleotides. RefSeq names its product TRAF-interacting protein with forkhead-associated domain (gene TIFA). The coding region runs from base 1 to 564 and encodes 187 amino acids. Gene Ontology annotation, biological process: canonical NF-kappaB signal transduction. Gene Ontology annotation, molecular function: protein binding. The record is from RefSeq and is a predicted model, not a curated record. The transcript has a single exon. NCBI's taxonomy places the organism in Eukaryota, Metazoa, Chordata, Aves, Cariamiformes, Cariamidae.
AUGAGCUCUUUUGAAGAAGCUGAAACUGAAGAAACAGUAACAUGUCUCCACAUGACCUUUUACCAUCCUUGCCAAGAAGACAAGAUGAUGUUUCGUUGCUUGAAUUUCUGUAAGCGAGAACAGGUCAGGGCAGACGAAAUGGCCAAGUUUGGCCGCGAUUCUAGUGUCUGCCGUUAUAACUUAAUGGAUACUCGUGUUUCUCGGAUUCAGUUUUCAUUGCAGUUUUACAGAAAACUGAACAGCUCAGAAUUUUGUUUUGAGAUAAAGAACAUGAGCAAGAAAACAAAACUGACUGUGGACCAAACAGAACUGGGUUACUUAAACAAAAUUGACCUGCCAUGGAAGUGCAUCAUUUGCUUUGGGGACUACCAGAUUUUAGCAGAGAUUCAAGAAGGGGAGUCCAUGGAUUAUUUUGAGACUUACUUACACUUGGCUGAAGUGCCAAUCUUACAAGAAAGAUGCCUGCCAUCACUGCAGCCUAUACCAGAGAAGGCCAUUUCUUCUUCCUUGUUUCCUUCCCAAGGCAAAAGCCCCAUAGAGAUUGACGAAAAUGAGUCGUGCUAG